This is a messenger RNA of Drosophila arizonae, 1139 nucleotides long. It is a transcript of the gene Pglym87, whose product is annotated as Phosphoglyceromutase 87. Gene Ontology annotation, biological process: glycolytic process. NCBI's taxonomy places the organism in Eukaryota, Metazoa, Arthropoda, Insecta, Diptera, Drosophilidae. Gene Ontology annotation, molecular function: intramolecular phosphotransferase activity. The record is from RefSeq and is a predicted model, not a curated record.
AUGGGGAUUAUUCAGUUACAGAUUUAGCUUUGCGAAAACCAAACACUAAAUUUUCCUAGUCCAAUUUUCUAGUUGUAUAAAUUUGAAGCUAUGAUUGUUCUACCAAGACUUGCUUGCGCCAGUCACUCCCUCAGCCCCUGUUCCGGGGGCAACCAGAAGGGCUGCAGCUGCGCGGCGAUGCAGCAGCCGCUGCGGCGCUCGAGUAGCUGUGAUAAGUUCGUGGUGGUGAUGGUGCGGCACGGUGAGUCCGAGUGGAACCAGAAGAAUCUCUUUUGCGGCUGGUACGACGCCCAGCUGAGCGAGAAGGGACAGAAGGAGGCGAUUGCGGCGGGCAAGGCCAUCAAGGAUGCCAAAAUGAAGUUCGAUAUAGCGCAUACGUCGGUGCUGUCGCGAGCGCAGAAAACGCUCGAUAUCAUACUGAAGGAAUGUGGACAGGAGGGCAUACCGAUACAGAAGUCGUGGCGCCUCAACGAGCGCCACUAUGGCGGUCUGACGGGGCUCAACAAGGCGGACACUGCCAAGAAGUAUGGCGAGGACCAGGUGAAGGUCUGGCGUCGCAGCUUCGACACGCCCCCGCCGCCCAUGGAGCAGGAUCACCAGUACUACGAGUGCAUAACCAAGGAUCCCAGAUACUGCGAUGGCCCCAAGCCCGCGGAGUUUCCCAAGACCGAGUCGCUGAAGCUGACCAUCGAGCGCACCAUGCCCUACUGGAACGAGGUGAUUGUGCCCCAGAUAAGGGAGGGCAAGAAGCUGAUCAUUGCCGCGCACGGGAACAGCCUGAGGGGAAUCGUCAAGUAUCUGGACAAGAUUUCCGACCAGGCCAUCAUGGAGCUGAACCUGCCGACGGGUAUACCCUUUAUCUAUGAGCUAGACGCCAGCAUGGCGCCGGUGACGUCCAUGAAAUUUCUGGGUGAUCCCGAAACAGUCAAGAAGGCCAUGGAAGCCGUGGCCAAGCAGGGCAAGGCUAAGUAGUUAUUUCUAGGGUUCGACGCAUUUGCUGCAGAGCGCAGCUAAAUAAAUUGCCAUAAAUACGAGAAGAAGGUCAAAACAAUAUAUUGCCCAAUGCACUUGCACAGAUGCUGGGCACAAUCUGUGUUUGUGUCUGAAUCCGAAUCAAAAUCGGAAUCGGAAUUGAGAGA